AUGGGAGAAAGAGAUCACGAUGAGUUAUCUCAGAAUCACUCGUCCCCUUUCACUCUGGGUGUAGCGUUACCUACUAGAUCAGCCAGUGUAACUCUACUUCGUGAACAGGCUGGAGAAUCAGCCUCGGCCCAAGCCUGUUCCUCGAGUUCAACUUCAACUUCGAUCUCGAAUAUGGGACUGAUGCGAAGGGAUAGUCUGGAAGAUACCAAAUCGUUUUACGGCGUCCGACCUACUUCACCACCUGAUUCCACGAUACAUAGAACAGCUUCAUCAUCACAAAGAGGCACUGCUGCUCAAAGAGUCAGGUCAUCUUCACUCUUAUCGUCGAAUUCUUCAAUCACCUCUCCAUCAAGAACAGCAGUACCCUUACCUACUCCCAGAGGAUUCUUGUCACCCAAAAAACCAAAUUCAGCGAUUAGAUUAGAACGUAAAUCUUCUUCUGUUUCAGAUACCGAUCUAAAUACUAAAAUCAAAAGUAAAUCUAGAUCUAACAACUUUCAUUCCACCCUCCCUACGGAAUAUGAGAAUCUGUCUACCAAUCAACAAGAUCAAGAUCCAGAUCAAGAUCAAUUUAACACAGAAAUGAUUGCAACAAAUUCUAUCUCACCCACAUUCCAGGAAACAGAAACAGAAGCUGCAUCUCCAACUUUUGCGUUAUCGUCAUCAUUUUCAUUGAGUGAACAGCAAAGCAAACCUCCAAAUAAUUGGGAUAGAUCAAUAGGUAGAUCAAUCACUGAAAUGUCAACACCGCCAAGAACGGCUAUAUCAGAAUUGUCAUCCGAUGAAUUAGUAAAUAGAAAUAGGGGUAGAGAUAUUGAAAAGGCGAAUGGACAUGGAACCAAUGAUGGAAUGAGAGAGGCAAAUGAUUUUCGACUUUCGAAAUCUGCAAAAUCUUGGAGAACGAAUCCGAAUAAUCAUUCCAGGUCAAACAGUUCAAAGUUUUCUGACGGGAAACACAGAAGAAAGUACGAAACCCUCAACAGCAGCAAUCCCCUAACGACAUUCUUUUGGAGUGGUAGACUGAUGACCGGAGGUGAUAAUUGGUGGUCGUUGAUUGGAAUUGUGGUUAUUUUACUCGGUAUAUCAGGUGUGUGGCUGGGAACUACUGGUGCUUGGUUGUGGCAACAUGGGAGAGAAUAUGGAUUAGUAAAAGGCAGUGGCAUAGUUAUUACUAUCAUCUUUGUCUAUCUUUUCGGUAUCACAACGAGUUCAUUGAUAGCUUCAGCUUUUAGAGAUCCAGGCAUAAUACCUCGAGGUCUUGAUCUAGAUCCACCUGUAUUUGACGAUACAAACGAAUGGGAAGCUUGGCCUAGAGAUCUUACAAUCAAUGGUUCAAAAAUUUUAGUGAAAUACUGCGAUACUUGUAGGAGUUAUAGACCACCUAGAAGUAGUCAUUGUAGGCUGUGCGGAAAUUGCGUAGAUGGUAUUGAUCACCAUUGUUCCUAUCUACAUCAAUGCGUCGGAAAGAGAAACUAUUUCUCAUUUCUGGUUCUACUGGUCUCAGCUACCAUCUCUGACAUCUAUAUCAUAAUCUUCUCGGCACUUCACUUCUCCCUACUAUGCCAUCACGACCAUGUUUCUUUCGGAAAGGCGUUAUCGGAAUCACCGGGAGCAGCCGUCAGCUUCCUUUUAGGGGUAUUGCUGACUGUGCCCAUAUUGUUUUUACUUUGGUACCAUAUACGAUUGUUGAUAUACAACUUAACGACUGUAGAACAGAUUCGAGCCAAUACAUCGAACAGCCUUUUUGCUAAAGCUCAACGACCUGAUAAUCCCUUUAUGUCAAACAGUUUGUUCAGUAAUAUAAUCUUGGCGUCGAUUGGCAGACCCCAAUUUCCAAGUUGGAUAGAUGCAAAUGGAUUUGAAGAUGAUGAUAAGAGGGAAAUCAAUCCUGCUCUGAAGGAUCUGAAAUGGUCUAAGGAGAAGCUAAGUACGGGGAUCUGA
Messenger RNA from Kwoniella shivajii, 1941 nucleotides. RefSeq lists its product as uncharacterized. The transcript is spliced from 10 exons. Gene Ontology annotation, cellular component: Golgi apparatus; endoplasmic reticulum. Lineage: Eukaryota; Fungi; Basidiomycota; Tremellomycetes; Tremellales; Cryptococcaceae. The record is from RefSeq and is a predicted model, not a curated record. Gene Ontology annotation, biological process: protein targeting to membrane; peptidyl-L-cysteine S-palmitoylation. Gene Ontology annotation, molecular function: protein-cysteine S-palmitoyltransferase activity. Bases 1 to 1941 code for a protein of 646 amino acids.